Pisolithus orientalis is the source of this 936-nucleotide messenger RNA. RefSeq lists its product as uncharacterized. Lineage: Eukaryota; Fungi; Basidiomycota; Agaricomycetes; Boletales; Pisolithaceae. The record is from RefSeq and is a predicted model, not a curated record. The transcript has 6 exons. Bases 1 to 936 code for a protein of 311 amino acids.
AUGAUUAGCUUAGAUCCAGCGAAAGCUAGAGAGCACAUCGAUCGCAUCGAUCGCUUUCGCAUUCUGGUCAUGGGCAGAGCCAAUGCAGGUAAAACGACGAUCCUACAGAGGGUCUGUAAUACUACGGAUCAACCAGAAAUUUUUAAUGGGGAAGGAGAGAAGGUGGAUGCUACCUUGGUGCAGGGUUCACUAAAGCGUGGUGAACACAACAUUGAUGAUGAGCUGGUUUUCAAGAGUAACCGACGCUUCGUAUUCCAUGACUCACGUGGAUUCGAGGCCGGAAGUGAAGGGGAGUUUGACAUGAUGAAGGAAUUCGUGAUGGAUCGCGCCAAGACAAUGAAGCUGGACAAGAGAAUCCAUGCCAUAUGGUUUUGCAUUCCUUUGAAUGAAAGCCACAGGAUGGUCACAGCUGCAGAAAAGAAGUUUUUUGAUAUGUGUGAUACAGGGCAUGUUCCUGUAAUUGUAUUGCUAACAAAGACAGAUACCUUGGCCUUGGAUGCCUUCAUGGAAGUUGUUGAUGAUGGUUUGAAUGAAGAUGAUGCAAUGGAAAGGGCUCUGGAGGUAGAAAAAAGGAAGUUGAUGGAGUGUCUCAUAAAGGUCAAGGGUUGGUUGAAUAAGUCAAGGUUUCCACCCCAUGACUAUCUGUCACUCACUGGAAUGCAAGAAGAGGGUGUUGAUUGUACAACCCUACUGACAUGCACAGCAAAUGCAUUAAAUGAGGAAGGACUGCAGCAGCUCCUCAUAUCAACACAGCAAUCUAAUCUAGGACUGUGUAUGGAGUUUGCAAUAACAAAGUGGGUGAGACAGCUGAAGGAUAAGAAUGUACUAAUAUGUGCAAGGACACUGAAGAACUGCAUGCAUGGCAUGGUGGGCAAGGUCACACCAGCAGGUCUUGCAUAUUACCUGUCAAGAUGGUUUCCAUAUGUAAGAAGAUAG